AUGUUGAGGUACUUGGCUAAAAACAGAUCCGUUGGACAUAUUGCUCAUCAAGGGGGCUUGUUAGCUUCUGUCUACAGCUAUUCAUCAACUUCCGAAACAGCAAAAAAAUCAAAACCAACAUUCCAUGAAGUUUCUGACGCAAGUGAAGAGUCACACACGGGCCAAUUCAUAAACAAGGUAUCUAAGCCUUAUACCGUCACCACAUAUGCUCGACCAAAUCUUGUUUUAACUCACGGCAAGGGUUCAUAUAUUUAUGACUUGGAGAAUCGAAAAUAUAUCGAUUUUACUGCCGGUAUUGCAGUAACUUGCUUAGGUCAUUCUCAUGAGGGAAUUACGGAGAUACUAAAAGAUCAAUCGGAAAAGCUCAUUCACUGCUCUAAUUUAUAUUACAAUUUACCAGCAGGUGAGUUGGCUAGUAAAUUGAUCCAUAAAACAAAAGAACACAAUGGGUUACAUGACGCUUCAAGGGUUUUCUUGUGCAAUUCAGGAACCGAGGCCAAUGAAGCUGCAUUGAAGUUUGCUCGAAAGCAUGGUAAACUGAAAGGUGGAGAUAACAAAAUCGAAUUCAUCACUUUUGCCAACUCCUUCCACGGCAGAUCAAUGGGUGCUUUAUCAGUAACCCCCAACCCUAAAUACCAAUCCCCUUUUGCGCCAUUGAUACCAGGGGUACAUAUUGCGGAGCCAAAUAAUAUUGACAGUGUAAAGGAGUUGAUCUCUUCGGAAAAGACUUGCGGUGUUAUUAUCGAGCCCAUUCAAGGUGAAGGGGGUGUCAACCAUGUAGAUGAAAGUUUCUUGAUUGAAUUGAGAAAGUUGUGCAAUGAGCACGAUGUUUUAUUAAUUUAUGACGAAAUACAGUGUGGAUUGGGUAGAUCAGGUAAGUUAUGGGCUCAUUCGUAUUUACCGCAAGAAGCACAUCCAGAUGUUUUGACCAUGGCAAAAGCAUUAGGUAAUGGAUUUCCCAUUGGUGCAACUAUGAUAACAGAGAAGGUCGAAAACGCACUUUCUGUGGGGGAUCAUGGUACAACCUAUGGGGGCAAUCCACUUGGAGCAAGAAUUGGAUCCUACGUGGUGGAUGAAAUCACAAAAGAACCAUUUUUGCAAAGUGUGAAUGAAAAAUCCGAAAGGUUCAUUGCCAAGUUGAAUCAAAUUGCCGAAGCACAUCCCCAUAGGGUAUUAAAGGUCAAAGGUAAGGGUUUGUUGUUGGGUUUGCAGUUUGCAGAAGGUGUUGAUAUAAACAAAAUCGUGGAAAAGUGUAGAGAAAACGGCUUGUUGAUUAUAACAGCUGGAAUGAACACGAUCAGAUUUGUACCAGCACUUAACAUACCAGAUCAGGCUAUAGACGACGGACUCACUAUUUUAGAACAUUGUAUAAAACUGUAA
Lodderomyces orthopsilosis Co 90-125 is the source of this 1380-nucleotide messenger RNA. RefSeq names its product acetylornithine transaminase (gene ARG8). The transcript has a single exon. Bases 1 to 1380 code for a protein of 459 amino acids. The record is from RefSeq and is a predicted model, not a curated record. Gene Ontology annotation, biological process: arginine metabolic process. Gene Ontology annotation, cellular component: mitochondrial matrix. Lineage: Eukaryota; Fungi; Ascomycota; Pichiomycetes; Serinales; Debaryomycetaceae. Gene Ontology annotation, molecular function: transaminase activity; identical protein binding; pyridoxal phosphate binding.